Messenger RNA from Penicillium waksmanii, 357 nucleotides. RefSeq lists its product as uncharacterized. The record is from RefSeq and is a predicted model, not a curated record. The transcript has 2 exons. Bases 1 to 357 code for a protein of 118 amino acids. Lineage: Eukaryota; Fungi; Ascomycota; Eurotiomycetes; Eurotiales; Aspergillaceae.
AUGCAUUUCACCACUAUUCUUGCUUCCGCCAUUGCCCUUGCCAUGGGCGCAUCUGCGAUGCCUGCGCCCCCGGCCGACACUCGGUAUGCCCAGCUCCGUCUGUUCGGGGAGCCUGGCUGUUCGGCACAGAACGAAGGCGAACUCGGUGUCUAUGGCGACUAUGUCAACAAGUGCAAUAUAUUUCCCGGCGACACCCCUUAUAGAUCUGUGAGCUUCGAAUACGCGAUCAACAAUUGCAGCCUGCGUGUUUAUAGCGACGUCACUUGCCAUUUGGACGCACAUGACGUUCCUGUCCAGACUUGUCUCUCUGGCGACAAGGUUUACCGAAGCUACGAGGUUCAUUGCGACCACCUCUAG